Molecule: messenger RNA, 735 nt
Organism: Saccoglossus kowalevskii
Lineage: Eukaryota; Metazoa; Hemichordata; Enteropneusta; Harrimaniidae
Biological process (GO): inflammatory response
Cellular component (GO): extracellular region
Molecular function (GO): cytokine activity
Source: RefSeq, a predicted model, not a curated record
AACAGGGUAUAUCAUUCAUUGCCGAAAUACGCCACAAGAUCUACGCACAAACAUGGACUUUAAGCAGAUCUCAUUUUUCAUUCUCUGUCUGAUGGCCGUAUAUCUGCUCCGGGUCGGCGAGAGUAGAAUUGUAAAAAUAAUACAAAAGAAUAAUAGCGACGAUGACAACACAGGUGUAAUUCCGAUAGGCGGAGAAGAGAAUGAAGGCACGCACGAAAAUGAGAGGGAAGGCACGGGACACGUGAACGACAUCGAGUCGUGUUUGGAGCCAUCGGAGCAAGAACUUCAUCGGCGAAUGAUGAGAAAAGAAAAAUCCUACCCGCAUUCGCCAGCGUUUACGCUUUUUGCGGGGAGCGACUCGACUAGCAGGAAUUCCAUUAAUAGCGUACACGGGCAACGUCACACUUACCCAACACCAAAUUUCACAUGCCCGCUUCAUCUCAAUGUCUCGUUGUCUGCUGACAUCGCCGCUAGAUCGCUCUGCCCCUGGACAUAUACUAUUGACAGCGACCCAGAUAGAUUUCCGAAGGUGAUGGCAGUCGCAUCGUGUCGUUGCAAGGAUUGCAUUGAUGCUUCGGUCCGUGGAGGGUUAUCAGUAGUAAAUACUUGUGAGACGGUGACAUAUCUUGUUAGAGUUCUCAAACGAACGGGAUGCCGGGACGGAUUUUACCAGUACAAAUUCGCCUGGGAACAUGUUCCUGUUGCUUGCGUGUGUGUUAGGCCGAAAGUAUUCAG